This is a messenger RNA of Thermothielavioides terrestris NRRL 8126, 2041 nucleotides long. RefSeq lists its product as uncharacterized. Gene Ontology annotation, molecular function: protein disulfide isomerase activity. NCBI's taxonomy places the organism in Eukaryota, Fungi, Ascomycota, Sordariomycetes, Sordariales, Chaetomiaceae. The record is from RefSeq and is a predicted model, not a curated record. The transcript has 4 exons. Gene Ontology annotation, biological process: response to endoplasmic reticulum stress; protein folding. Gene Ontology annotation, cellular component: endoplasmic reticulum. The coding region runs from base 272 to 1789 and encodes 505 amino acids.
GGAAAAGACACCUGUUCUCUCGACAGGAACGCAGCUUUGUAAUUGACGACUGGUCGAUACAAGUAGCCGCGACCACUACGGAUCCGUCCUCCCCCUUCGUUGUGCUUGGGACAUCCCAUUAUUCCUCUCCAUCUUUUCUCUUCUGAAAAAGAAAGGGGGCCUAUCCGCAUACCUGCAGGGUAUCAAUUGGAAUUCAAUUCCUUGGUUGCGGUGAUUCCUAUCUGUCCUUUUCUGCCUUUACUUUAAGUAGCCCAGAAACAGGAACAUCGCGAUGCAUAAGGCCCAGAAGUUCGCGCUCGGCCUGCUUGCCGCGGCGGCAGUUGCCACAGCUUCGGAUGUUGUCCAGCUGAAGAAGGACACCUUCGACGACUUCAUCAAGACGAAUGACCUUGUUCUCGCCGAAUUCUUCGCGCCGUGGUGCGGUCACUGCAAGGCUCUCGCCCCCGAGUACGAGGAGGCUGCGACCACACUGAAGGAGAAGAACAUCAAGCUCGUCAAGGUGGACUGCACAGAGGAGACGGACCUCUGCCAACAACAUGGUGUUGAGGGCUACCCGACUCUCAAGGUCUUCCGCGGCCUUGACAACGUCUCCCCCUACAAGGGCCAGCGCAAGGCUGCUGCUAUCACCUCGUACAUGAUCAAGCAGUCUCUGCCCGCCGUGUCCGAGGUCACGAAGGACAACCUGGAGGAGUUCAAGAAGGCCGACAAGGUCGUCCUUGUCGCCUACGUGGAUGCUUCCGACAAGGCGUCCAGUGAGGUUUUCACCCAGGUCGCCGAGAAGCUGCGCGACAACUACCCGUUCGGCUCCAGCAGCGAUGCUGCGCUGGCCGAGGCUGAGGGCGUCAAGGCUCCCGCUAUCGUCCUUUACAAGGACUUUGAUGAGGGCAAGGCGGUCUUCUCCGAGAAGUUCGAGGUGGAGGCGAUCGAGAAGUUCGCCAAGACGGGCGCCACCCCGCUCAUUGGCGAGAUUGGCCCCGAGACCUACUCCGACUACAUGUCGGCCGGCAUCCCUCUGGCCUACAUUUUCGCCGAAACGGCCGAGGAGCGGAAGGAGCUCAGCGACAAGCUCAAGCCGAUCGCCGAGGCUCAGCGCGGCGUCAUUAACUUUGGUACUAUUGACGCCAAGGCUUUUGGUGCCCACGCCGGCAACCUGAACCUGAAGACCGACAAGUUCCCCGCCUUCGCCAUCCAGGAGGUCGCCAAGAACCAGAAGUUCCCCUUCGAUCAGGAGAAGGAGAUCACCUUCGAGGCGAUCAAGGCUUUCGUCGACGAUUUUGUCGCCGGUAAGAUCGAGCCCAGCAUCAAGUCGGAGCCGAUCCCCGAGAAGCAGGAGGGCCCCGUCACCGUCGUCGUUGCCAAGAACUACAAUGAGAUCGUCCUGGACGACACCAAGGAUGUGCUGAUUGAGUUCUACGCCCCGUGGUGCGGCCACUGCAAGGCCCUGGCUCCCAAGUACGAGGAGCUCGGCGCCCUGUAUGCCAAGAGCGAGUUCAAGGACCGGGUCGUCAUCGCCAAGGUUGAUGCCACGGCCAACGACGUUCCCGAUGAGAUCCAGGGAUUCCCCACCAUCAAGCUGUACCCGGCCGGUGCCAAGGAUCAGCCCGUCACCUACUCUGGCUCGCGCACUGUCGAGGACCUCAUCAAGUUCAUCGCCGAGAACGGCAAGUACAAGGCCGCCAUCUCGGAGGAUGCCGAGGAGACGUCGUCUGCAACCGAGACGACCACCGAGACGGCCACCAAGUCGGAGGAGGCUGCCAAGGAGACGGCGACGGAGCACGACGAGCUCUAGAAGACUUGUCGUACAUGUAUUUUACGAAAUGCUUUCUUGGGUUUUUCAUUAGGGACCAUAGGCACGCGGAUCCAGGGGCCCGGUAUUCUUGGGAUUGGGUUUUGCCAAAAUACCACCGCGCAUCUAUGUAAUGAAAUUGCCACCUCGUAUGCUUGAGUUUCUGAGUUCUUUUUCGUGCCACCCCCUUUUCAGCUUUGCAUGUUUCUCGGGUGCCUCCUCGAUGCUGGCGGAAAUUCUGCCGCAACUCUCCGC